This is a messenger RNA of Planococcus citri (citrus mealybug), 288 nucleotides long. RefSeq lists its product as uncharacterized. The transcript has a single exon. The record is from RefSeq and is a predicted model, not a curated record. The coding region runs from base 1 to 255 and encodes 84 amino acids. Gene Ontology annotation, molecular function: RNA binding. Lineage: Eukaryota; Metazoa; Arthropoda; Insecta; Hemiptera; Pseudococcidae.
AUGUCCACGGUUAAAUCUGUAUUCAAAGUAUUCGUUAGCAAUAUACCUUGGACGAUUAGUCAACGAGAAUUGAAACAGUAUUUCUCCGAGUACGGUCAGGUAGCUUACACCAGCGUAGUUUUCGAUAGAACUACCGGACUAUCCAAAGGUUACGGUUUCGUUUCGUUUACGACGCAAGGAGGCGUCGAUGCGGUUACCAGUAAAACCACUCAUUCGCUAGAAGGAAAUAAUUUAGUCAUUCAACCCACCGAUUAAUUAUUUUCACAUUCGAGAGUAGUUAUUUUUUUG